AUUUACAUAAUUCCGAACUGCUCCGUUCUUUCUUCCUCACUCUUCUCCCCAUAAACCCUAAACCCUACCACAGAAAAAGCACACAGCUUUCUCUAAACCUCUAUCUAUCAAUGGCAGCCGCCGCCGUUCUCAGAUCCUUCCGUCACCGUGAAAUUUCCUCCGCCCCUAUUUCGGCUUACAGAAUUUUAACUGGAAACACCAAGCCAUCAUGGGCUUCGAGCAACAAGUUUGCAGGUCUUUUAAGGCCAUUCAGCACAAAACCUGUUGCAGAUGAUGUAAUUGGUAUUGAUUUGGGGACGACUAACUCUUGUGUUUCUGUCAUGGAGGGAAAGAACCCGAAAGUUAUUGAGAACUCUGAAGGUGCUCGAACUACUCCAUCAGUAGUUGCUUUUAGCCAGAAAGGCGAGCUUUUGGUGGGAACGCCUGCAAAACGACAAGCUGUCACCAAUCCAACCAACACAGUCUUUGGAACAAAACGUCUAAUCGGUAGGCGAUUUGAUGACCCUCAGACCCAGAAAGAAAUGAAGAUGGUACCUUACAAGAUUGUUCGUGCCAGUAAUGGAGAUGCAUGGGUUGAAGCUAAUGGCCAACAGUACUCACCGAGCCAGAUUGGUGCAUUUGUUCUUUCUAAAAUGAAAGAAACUGCUGAGGCUUAUCUCGGCAAGACUGUAAACAAGGCUGUGAUUACUGUUCCUGCUUAUUUUAAUGAUGCUCAAAGGCAAGCUACUAAAGAUGCCGGCAGAAUUGCUGGUCUCGACGUGCAAAGAAUUAUUAAUGAACCUACAGCAGCUGCGCUUUCUUACGGGUUAAACAACAAAGAAGGACUUGUUGCUGUUUUUGAUCUUGGUGGUGGGACUUUUGAUAUUUCGAUCCUUGAGAUAUCCGGUGGAGUUUUUGAGGUGAAAGCCACGAAUGGCGACACGUUCUUGGGAGGCGAAGAUUUUGAUAACGCUCUUUUGGAUUUUCUUGUGAGUGAAUUCAAAAAGACUGAAGGUAUCGACUUGUCAAAAGACAAGCUUGCCCUCCAGAGACUCCGUGAGGCGGCUGAGAAAUCCAAGAUCGAGCUCUCGUCCACAUCACAGACUGAGAUCAACCUGCCCUUCAUCACAGCCGAUGCCUCAGGUGCAAAGCAUCUCAACAUAACUUUGACCAGGUCAAAGUUCGAGGCUCUCGUGGGCCACCUGAUCGAGAGGACGAGGGCCCCUUGCCUGAGCUGCUUGAAGGAUGCCAGCACAAAAACUACUGAGAUUGAUGAGGUUCUGCUCGUUGGUGGCAUGACACGUGUCCCUAAGGUUCAAGAAGUGGUUAACCAAAUCUUUGGCAAGUCUCCCAGCAAAGGGGUGAACCCUGACGAGGCUGUGGCCAUGGGUGCUGCAAUCCAGGGUGGCAUUCUUCGAGGAGAUGUGAAAGAGUUGCUUCUUCUUGAUGUGACCCCACUUUCCCUUGGUAUUGAGACGCUUGGUGGCAUUUUCACGAGGUUGAUCAACAGGAAUACAACUAUCCCCACAAAGAAAAGUCAGACAUUCUCCACGGCAGCCGACAACCAAACCCAAGUAGGCAUCAAAGUCCUCCAAGGCGAACGUGAAAUGGCCUCGGACAACAAGCUCCUGGGCGAAUUCGAGCUCCAAGGCAUCCCCCCUUCCCCACGUGGCUACCCACAAAUCGAGGUCACAUUCGACAUCGACGCCAACGGCAUCGUGACCGUCUCGGCUAAAGACAAAAGCACCGGCAAGGAGCAACAAAUCACCAUCCGUUCGUCUGGCGGCCUCUCGGAAGAAGAUAUUCAGCAAAUGGUGAGAGAGGCUGAGCUGCACGCGCACAAGGAUCAGGAAAGGAAGGCACUCAUUGAUUUGAGAAAUAGGGCUGACACGCGCGUGUAUGAGAUUGAGAAGAGCUUGAACGAGUACAGGGAUAAGAUUCCGGCUGAGGUUGUGUCUGAAAUUGAGAAUGCUGUCUCGGAUUUGAGGGGGGCGCUUGGGACAGAGAAUGCGGAUGAUAUUCAGGCGAAGCUUGAGCUGGCGGAGAAGGCGGUGCAGAAGAUUGGGGAGCAUUUGGCCAAGGGUUCGGGUGGUGGGCAUGAGGGGGCGGCGCCGGAGGCGGAGUAUGAGGAGGUGAAGAAGUGAGGGGGUUUUAUUAUGGUCAUUUAUGGAAAUUGUGAGAUUUUUAUUCUUUGCCUUUUUAUGUUUUUUGGGGUAGUGUAUUAUUAUUUAUAUGUUCUUUUGGCUUUUGGGAUGUAAUGGAAAUUCAGGAUUUGUUGGUGACUGACUUGUGUUCUUCCCACCUGGUGGUUUUGAGUAGCAACUAGAGAUGUCAAUAAAACCCGUAGGGUCGGGUUACCCGCGGGUUACCCGCAUUUUCGGGUCGGGUAAACCCGUGAUGGUCGGGCUUCGGGUCGGGUUCGGGUAGAAUUAUGCUACCCGAACCCCGGGUCGGGUCGGGUGCGGGUAUAGUAGAAAAACCCGUUACCCGAUCCGAUUACCCUACCCGUUUACCCGCACAUUUAAUUUUACAUAUAAAUAUAUAUAAGUG
This is a messenger RNA of Striga asiatica, 2529 nucleotides long. The record is from the annotation of a GenBank genome assembly. NCBI's taxonomy places the organism in Eukaryota, Viridiplantae, Streptophyta, Magnoliopsida, Lamiales, Orobanchaceae.